Myiozetetes cayanensis is the source of this 756-nucleotide messenger RNA. Its product is annotated as protein turtle homolog A-like. The record is from RefSeq and is a predicted model, not a curated record. The annotation marks the transcript as partial. The transcript has 4 exons. Gene Ontology annotation, molecular function: protein binding. Gene Ontology annotation, biological process: cell-cell adhesion. NCBI's taxonomy places the organism in Eukaryota, Metazoa, Chordata, Aves, Passeriformes, Tyrannidae.
GUGGGCGGCGCGUCCAAGAGCAGCGCCCGCGUGGACGGGAACGGCAGCCUCGUCCUCCACCCCCUCACCAAGGACCAGCACGGCCUCUGGGAGUGCAGGGCCACCAACAGGGUGGCCACUGUCACCACGGCCACCUCUGUCCACGUGCUGGGCACCAGCCCCCACGCCGUCACCAACGUGUCGGUGCUGGCGCUGCCUCUGGCCGCCAACAUCUCCUGGGAGCCCGGCUUCGACGGAGGCUUCUUCCAGCGCUUCAGCGUCUGGUACAGCCCCCUGGUGAAGCCCCCUCCGCGGGCGCAUCACGAGUGGGUGACGCUGGCGGUGCCCGCCGGGGCUCGGCACCUGCUGGUGGAGAACCUGCAGCCCCACACGGGCUACCAGUUCAGCGUGCUGGCCCAGAACAAGCUGGGCAGCGGCCCCUUCAGCCACAUCGUCACCUCCGUGCCCAGGGGCUCCCCGGUGACCCCCCCAGUGCCCGCGGCGGUGCCGGCGGUGCCGGUGGAGGUUUCUCUGCAGCCCCCUCGGGCUCUCCGGGCCAGCCAGACCCCUCGGGGGGUUUUGCUGCGCUGGGAGCCCCCCGGGCCGGGGGCGGGGGUGGCACCCGGGGGGUCGAGGGUGGCACAGGGGGGGUCGGGGGUGGCUCCAGAGCCCAGCGGGUACGCGCUGGAGCUGCGCCAGGACGGAGGGCACUGGGAGCUGCUGCAGCGCCACAUCCCAGGCACUCACACCCAGCUGAUCGUGCCCGGCCUCAUCAAG